UCCUACACUCUCUUUCUCUCUCCCUUCCCUUUAUAUUACUCUUUACACACAUCCUUCAAACUUCAGGGCUCUACCUCAACUCACCUAGCUCUCACACUCACACAUACAAACUCAUUCAAUUUGUUUCUUCUCAUUCUCCAAACCCAACACAACACACACACACACACAAAAUAACACUCAACAAUUCAUCUAUUCAAUAUUAUUUGAAUUGAAUGAAUUGAUCAUCAAAACUAGCUAUGGCUUCUCCACCAGACACAAGCAAAACCAUAAAGCUGGAACGUUACAACAGCUACCUCCGUAAAGUCAACAGCACAAAGCUUCUCAACGCUUCCUCCAAACUCCUCUUCCGCGCCACCCUCCUCGUCGCACUCGUCCUCGUCUUCCUCUUCACCUUCAACUACCCUCCCCUCGCCGCCGACACCACCCACCAAUUCCACACCCACACCAACUUCCUCACCUCCGCAUUCGGCGGCGGAGCCGCCUGGGAGAAGCAAGUCCGCAACUCCGCCACCCCACGCCGCCCCAACGGCAUGUCCGUCCUCGUCACCGGCGCAGUCGGCUUCGUCGGCACACACUGCUCCCUCGCCUUGAAAAAACGCGGCGACGGCGUUUUAGGCCUUGACAACUUCAACACCUACUACGACCCGUCGUUGAAACGCGCCAGACAAGAGCUUCUGUCAAAACACCAAAUCCACGUCGUCGACGGCGACAUCAACGACGCGCCGCUGCUCACCAAGCUCUUCGAUGUGGUGCCCUUCACUCACGUCCUCCACCUCGCCGCGCAAGCCGGUGUUCGCUACGCAAUGCAGAACCCUCAAUCGUACAUCAGAUCCAACAUCGCUGGGUUCGUGAACCUUCUAGAAGUUUCCAAAGCAGUGAAUCCGCAACCGUCGAUUGUCUGGGCGUCUUCCAGCUCCGUCUACGGGCUCAACACCGAGAAUCCAUUCUCGGAGCUUCACCGGACAGAUCAACCGGCGAGCCUCUACGCCGCGACGAAGAAAGCCGGCGAGGAAAUCGCUCACACCUACAACCACAUCUACGGGCUUUCCCUCACCGGGCUCAGAUUCUUCACCGUGUACGGCCCAUGGGGUCGGCCGGACAUGGCGUACUUCUUCUUCACGAAGGCGAUUCUCCAGGGGAAAGCCAUCGACGUUUACAAGACGGUUGAUGGGAAAGAGGUGGCGCGUGACUUCACGUACAUCGAUGACAUCGUGAAGGGAUGCUUAGGAGCACUGGACACGGCGGAGAAGAGCACCGGCAGCGGCGGGAAGAAGAAGGGGCCGGCGCAGUUGAGAGUGUACAACCUCGGGAACACUUCGCCGGUGCCGGUGGGGAAGCUGGUGGCGAUCUUGGAGUCGCUGCUGGGCACGAAGGCCAAGAAACACGUGAUCAAGAUGCCGUCAAACGGCGACGUUCCGUACACGCACGCGAAUGUAACGGCGGCGUUUCGAGACUUCGGGUAUAAACCCACCACCGAUCUCUCAACCGGGUUGAGGAAGUUUGUGAAGUGGUAUGUUAGCUAUUACGGGAUCCAGCCGAGGGUAAAAAAGGAAAAUCACAUUGACAGCGAGGAUUCCACUUGAUACAUAUAUAUCAUCAACAAACACUCUUCCUUUGUUAAAUUAUUGUUGUUAUUAUUAUGAUUUUUUUUUGGGUUGUUCAUUAUUGUUAUUGUUGUGGUCCUGUCCUGUCCAUGAUGAUGAUGGUGAAGUGAAGGUGUCAUUUGUGUAGCAAUAUAGAUAUAUGAAUCAAUGAAUGAAUGAAUGAAUGUGGAUGUGGAUGGUAUAGAAGAAGGACAGCAAACUGAAAGCAAGGAAGGAAGUGUAGAUCUGUGAGCUGGGGAAAGAAAGGAAAGCAAAGAAAGCAAGGCAAAGAGAGGUGUAAUAAUGGUGGGUGGGGUCUGCUACAAAGGUGGUAGAUUGAUUUAAAGAAACCCAUUUAAUAUAUUUCAACAAGAAAAAAAAUAGAAAUGUACUUGUAACUUGUAAUUGAACAAAUUAUAUAUGUGACAUCAAAAGCUCUCUUUUCUUUUUUCA
Molecule: messenger RNA, 2036 nt
Organism: Lotus japonicus
Lineage: Eukaryota; Viridiplantae; Streptophyta; Magnoliopsida; Fabales; Fabaceae
Product: UDP-glucuronate 4-epimerase 6
Exons: 1
Coding region: 237-1583 (448 amino acids)
Source: RefSeq, a predicted model, not a curated record